Molecule: messenger RNA, 2095 nt
Organism: Coregonus clupeaformis (lake whitefish)
Lineage: Eukaryota; Metazoa; Chordata; Actinopteri; Salmoniformes; Salmonidae
Product: zinc finger protein Aiolos-like
Exons: 5
Biological process (GO): regulation of transcription by RNA polymerase II
Molecular function (GO): RNA polymerase II cis-regulatory region sequence-specific DNA binding; DNA-binding transcription factor activity
Source: RefSeq, a predicted model, not a curated record
AUCGGGUUCCUGUGAAAACUGAGAGGGAAGAAUAUGACGACAAUGACGAUCAGUACCCCAAGAGUGAAGAAGAAGGUGAGCGAGACAAUGAACUUGAUGAAGAAGAGGAAGAAGAAGAGGAGAAGGAAAGGGACGAGGAAGACGAAGGAGAAGAAGAGGGGGAAGGGGAGGAAGAAGGAGAAACCCUCAACGAACCACAGGACCUGUCUCUGGCAGAUUAUGUCAAGUACGAGAGCACAGGCCUGCAGGACGCCCACACUGACUCCUCAUUGUACGCAGCAGCACCCCGCAGCCACGCAGCAGGCAAGCUCAACUGUGACGUCUGUGGCCUGUCCUGCGUCAGCAUCAAUGUGCUGCUCGUGCACAAGCGAAGCCACACCGGUGAACGUCCGUUCCACUGCAGCCAGUGUGGUGCCUCCUUCACCCAGAAGGGAAACCUGCUUCGCCACAUCAAACUGCACUCAGGGGAGAAGCCCUUCAAGUGUCCCAUGUGCAGCUACGCCUGCCGCAGACGAGACGCCCUCAGUGGACACCUGCGCACUCACUCAAUAGAGAAGCCCUACAAGUGCAACCACUGCGGUCGCAGUUACAAGCAGCGCAGCUCCCUUGAAGAGCACAGAGAGAGGUGCCAUGUGUACAUCCAGAACAAAGGCAACGCUGAGAGAGCCGGUGAGGACACCCACGUGUCCAGGACUACUCACAUGGGCGCGGAGCGCGCUCUGCUGCUUGACAGGCUGGCGAGCAACGUGGCCAAACGCAAGAGCUCCAUGCCACAGAAGUUCACUGGGGACAACGGUGUGUGUCUGGACCUGAGCUUCAACAGGGAGCUGAUCCACCGCUCCGACGUCAUGGACCCUCCCCUCACCUCCCCAGGACCCGAGAACCACCACAGCCACCAGCCCCUCUACACAGGCCGGGACCCUGACUCUGCCUCCCCCCACAGGGCCUCCUACCCCAUCCCCCUGAGCCGCGCUGACAUGAGCCCCCUGGCCCUCACCAAUGGUCACAAACUGGAGCAGCAGCAGAGCACCGGUCUCGCCUACCUGCCCCGGCCCAGCCAGGGCCACUCUAGCCUGGACUCACUCCACACCGAUCGGGCCCAGCUCUCCCAGCCUCUCAUCUACAGCCUGGGGCACCUGCUGGGGCCCAGUCCUCACAACAACCUCCCGCACCCCCAUGCCCAUGCCCAUGCGCUCAACAUGCCCCCCCUAGAGGCUCUGAGGGUGGUAAGGGGCGAGGGGGAGGUAGGGGUUGGGGUAGGUACAGGGGCGGGGGCAGUGUACCCCUGUGUUCACUGCAGGGUUUGGUUUCUGGACUACGUCAUGUUCACCAUCCACAUGGGCUGCCACGGCUUCCGUGACCCACUGGAGUGCAAUGUGUGUGGCCACCGCAGCCGGGACCGCUACGAGUUCUCCUCACACAUUGUGCGCGGCGAGCACCGCUUGGAGUUGAAGUAAUGUAGUCACACAUGAGCACGUGAACACACACACACCCAUACAUGUAGUCAGACUCCUAAACUGAAUAAUGCAUACACAUGUAUACACUUACACACAUUAAUUGUGUACAUACAUUACAUACACACAAAAAGUAUGUCAGGGACUUUCCUUUUGGUUUUUAAUCAGCACAAGUAUUACCAUACACACACACAAAGAAAUGUAGCAUUUCAGUAAAGUAGCAUUUAAAAUGUUUUAUAGAGGAUAGUCAUGCCUCGACUCAAGCGUCAACAUUUAUUUAUGACAAAUAACAAAGUGGCCAAAGUAUAAGAAAUCAGGAUUAUCUGAAAGAUAAUCAUUGAUCAAUAGUUAUUUUCCAUCUAAAAUGAUGGAAAUAUGUGUUUUAUGUGGGACAACGUUUUAUUCAAUAGAAGUGGUAAUAGGCAGUCAAUAUUUGGCAUUACCUUUGCCAUGCCUGCUGCUUUUAGGAUGUGAUAUACUACAGUAUUUCCAAAUGUCCUCUAUAUGUACAGCAGUAGUAGUAGGACAUAGUACUGAGUACAUUUUGCGUUGACUGUAAGCUGACUGACAGACUCUGAUGUAUAUUUGUUUUCCUGUUAACUGUACUGAGGUUUGAAAAUAAAAAGAGAUAAUUAAAGCUA